AAAGGAAGCAGAAAACAAAGUUAAUUACUCACAUCAUGGCAAAGUACCGCCACCACUCGGGAUAUCUGGCUGAUGACGAGGGUGGUCACAGCACCUAUAUGGCUCCGAUGCCCAGGAAGCAUCUGUUGCCAGAAAUGGGGCCGACCUACAACCUUGGCCGUGUGCCAUACCUACCAUCACUGAGCCGAUGCUCAGAGCACCAGGGGCACCAGCAACCCCUUAGGCCUCCUCAGGCGUUUGGCAGCUUCCUGGAUUUUCUCACCGAAGGUCAGGUCCUGGACAGCUUGCAGACGGUUGUGGAGCAGGCAACGGAGCGUGUGGCUGCCAUGAAGACAGAGGCUGGAGUGCCACUAAUAGAUGUACAAGACCCGGUGGAGGUACCAAGUGGUAGGCAUCGGGCUCGAGCCAGACUCAGAGCCAACACUGUGGGUCGGCACCGUGCUCAGCCCACCCUGUGCGCUGGACAGCCAAACAACUACCCAUCUUGCUCCAGCUCCGUGUCUGACUUCCACAGUGGCGUCAAAGCCGGCGGGCUGGACUCCCACAGCCAGGACAGUGACCCAGGUGCCCGAGGCAUAGGGUCACUGCCACCCAUGAGGGACAAACUCCUGCUUGAGAAAAACCUCAAGAGGCUACUACAGCUGGAGAGCAAAGGGGUGAGGGGCUUGGUGCUGUGGCUAAGACUGGCGGAGGGUAGGGCUGGGGCUAGGCCUGGUUGGACACUUCUCAGCCUUCCUCUCUCUUUGCAGAAAGGCCUGUAUCAGUCCAAUUCCCAGAGGGACUCUCUGCUCUGGGACUCUCUGGGUAGCCAGACCAGCAGCCAGUGGACCCAGGAGCCGCCCCUGUCUUGGUUCUCUGGGCUUUUGGGCUCCUGCUCAGCCACCCCUGAAACCUCAGAGCUGCGACUUGGAGAACAGGAGAUGAUGUUCCUCAAACAAGAGUUGAGCAAAGAGAUGAAGUCACUGCUGAGCCAGCCAGCAUCCUUCAACCUGCCUACCUACUGCUCGCUCAGGGAGCCUCAUCGUACCCUGGACUUCCUGGCUGAGCAUCACCUCUUUCCUGCCCUGCAGCGCGUGGUCAGCCAGGCUGUGGACAAGCUCAGCCACGCCUGCCGCCACGAUGGCUUUCCCCUCUUCCCCGUUGCCUCAGAGCCCACCCCAGGGCUACCUGUGACCUCCGAUCUGCUGCAGCCCAGCUCUAAGGCGUCCGAACCCACCGACAGGGAGGACAGGGAGGACAGGGAAGACUCUCCUACCACAGUCUCCAGCCCUAAGACAGCUCGCAAAAAAAGCAAGAGCAGGCGGGGCUCCCCCUCCACGUCAAAUGCCCAGAUGUCCACCAGAUUCAGGCUCAAGAGCCCCAACACCAAAUUUACCAAGAAGAAGCCUCUGCCCUCCAUCUCAUCUGUGUCCAGCCUGUCCUACAUCUCAAACCCCUGGUUUGAGGAACUCACUAACUUCUUGGUUGAGCAGGCAGUAUCCUUGCUUGUCUGCAAGUACAAGUUUGAGGAAAGCCUCAGGAAGCAGCUUGGCUUCAUCUCUUUUCCUAUCACUGAGGUUCUCAUGGACAUCAUUCUGGGCUUCAAGAAGGUGAAGGGCACCCAUAUCCGUCUGUCCUCGGACAUCAACUGGACCUGUCUUCUGCGCAAGCUGGAAGAAGCCGAGUUGGCACGGCAGGCCAUACGGCGCGCCUCCAGGCCCGGAGCCUCCCACCACAGCGCCUCCCACCACAGCGCCUCCCACCACAGUGCCUCCCACCACAGCGCCUCCCACCACAGCACAGACUCCCACUCUGCGCAACCCAAGUUUACUGGUGACACCAGUCAGGACCAGACUACAGAGCCCCGCUUCUCCCUCCGCCCUGAGUUGCCAAUCCGCCAGCUGCUCAGCCCUCGGGGAGAUCCUGGGAUAGGCCAGGAACAGAUGACUAACAGAAGCCUGUCAGAGGACAGGCCCACGCUGCUCCUCAGUGGUGGUAUGGGCUCUAGGCCCUCCCAGUCCAAGGAAGCAGUGAAUACUGAAGAGGGUGCGGACGAGGAGGAAGAGGAGGAAGAAGAGGAUGGAGGAAGUGAGGAGGAGGAAGUCAAGGAUUCCUCUGAGGGUGGGCACACAUCUACCCUGCCUGAGCCUGAGUUGGAUCUCACUAUAAGGAGCUUAAGUGACUCCCUGUGACACACUUGCAAGUCACCCGGAGCACUCCAGUCCUUGUCUUCUCUUGCCCCAUCCAAGU
Acomys russatus (golden spiny mouse) is the source of this 2229-nucleotide messenger RNA. RefSeq names its product coiled-coil domain containing 116 (gene Ccdc116). The transcript has 3 exons. The coding region runs from base 36 to 2171 and encodes 711 amino acids. Gene Ontology annotation, cellular component: centrosome. The record is from RefSeq and is a predicted model, not a curated record. NCBI's taxonomy places the organism in Eukaryota, Metazoa, Chordata, Mammalia, Rodentia, Muridae.